CGAAGAACAGAGUAAAUAGGAAGUGAAGCAUAAUUCAGAAAGUUUUGGCGUCAGUAAUGUUGGAGAUGUUCGUCAGGAAUCCUCUCAGAUUAAAGAAUAAUGUUUUGUAAUAUAGAUAAAUCCAUGGUUCUCAGGUUGCCAUGGUGAGCGGUUCCAGCAUAGCGACAUGAUGACCUCUGCAUGUCCUGAUGAGGUGGACUCCACAGAAGACCUGGAGUCAUUUGAGUUCCUGUCACACCCCGGACCUUCAGACCACACACACGCCUCAGAGGCAGUGAAGGACAAAGCCAGGCUAAGGAGCCGACUGGUGUCAGCGUGGAACAGUGUGAAGUAUGGAGGUUGGACUCUGAAAGCUAAACCUCGUCUGAGUAAAAACUCUCCUGUGUGUUUGCUGGGUCACACAUACCACCUGAGCCAUGAAGGUGAGAGGCAGCAGUUCCGGUGUGUGUUCUCGUCUCUGUUCUGGAUGACGUACAGGAGAGGCUUCUCCUCGCUGCACGAAUCGUCUCUGACCUCAGACAGUGGGUGGGGCUGCACGCUGCGCUCCGCCCAGAUGCUGCUCGCACAGGCACUAGUGCUACACACACUGCCUGCAGGCUGGACGUGGUCUGGAGCUCAUCACCAGACCAGAGACGACCUGGAGCUCAGACACUCUCGGCCCCUUGUGCUGGGAUUGAGACGGAGCCGGUGGGUGGGGCAGAGGAGGCGGAGCGAGGGUGCCAUACUGGAUGAGGAUGAAGAUGGGCAGGAGAGCGGACAUCGGCGUCUGGUGGCGUGGUUCGGGGACACGCCAUCUGCUCCGUUCAGCCUGCAUCAGCUGGUGGAGUUGGGACGGUCGUCAGGGCAACGGGCAGGUGACUGGUACGGCCCCUCUGUCGCGGCACACAUGCUGCGGAAGGCAGUAGCAGAGUCUGAAGUGAAUGACCUGGCUGUGUAUGUUGCACAGGACUGCACUGUGUAUGUGGGAGAUGUGAUGAGACUGUGUGGAGAAUGUCAGUGUGAACUCUCAGCGAGAUUUCGCUCUGUUAUUAUCCUGGUGCCUGUGAGACUCGGCGGAGACACACUCAACCCUGCGUAUGUCCCGUUUGUGAAGAGACUGCUUCAGCUGAAGUGCUGUGUGGGAAUAAUCGGAGGAAAGCCGAAGCACUCGCUGUACUUCAUGGGGUUUCAGGCAGAUGAUCAGCUGUUGUAUUUGGAUCCUCAUUUCUGUCAGGCUGCUGUAGAUAUCCAUCAGCCCAACUUCCCCUUAGAGUCAUUUCACUGUAAGACGGCGAGGAAGCUGCCCUUUCACCGCAUGGACCCCAGCUGCACGCUGGGUUUCUACGCUAAGAGCAGGAGGGACUUUGACACACUCCGUGCUGAAGUCACCAAGGCUCUGACCUCGUCCACAGACACGUAUCCCAUCUUCACCUUUGUGGAGGGCAGUGGGCAAGAUCAGCAUGAGCAGCUGGAGUUGACCUUUGAUGCAGAGGUGCACAUCCCACCCAAAGACAAAGGGAGACAAAGGAGUAAGCGGAGCAGCAUGGACGAAUUUGUGCUGCUGUGAACGCUUGCUCAGUCAUAGUAACGUCUGUUCAUGGAUAAUUUACUGAAAUCAGACUAUUUAUUUAAACACACUUCUGAUCAGGUUUGUACAUGUCAGUCACUAGCCCAGGGUUUAGAACCAGCAUUUUAGAUUCUAAAGUUGACAUGCAGUCAUCAACCAGCAACUAUAAGCUUCCAACUAGUGACUAUAAGCUUUUAACUAGUGACUGUAAGCUUUUAACUAGUGACUGUAAGCAUCCAACUAAAGACUGUAAGCUCCCAACUAGUGACUGUAAGCUUUUAACUAGAGACUGUAAGCAUCCAACUAGAGACUGGAAGCUCCCAACUAGUGACUGUAAGCUUCCAAUAAUAGUCAGCUACAUUAGUCUCAUAGCUUCAGUGUAAAAUAAAGAAGAAAAACUUGAACAUGACUUGGCUGAUAGACUAAAUUCAGGGUAAGUGAAACAGACUGUUCUUUAAUUAAACACACUACAAAAAUACAAAUCUAAGAAGAAAGCACAUUGAUUUUUGCAAGACUGAUUGAAAAUUCUAAAUACCAAGAUGGCACACGCGCACACACACACACACUCUCUUUUAUCUCAUGUUUCAAAUGAAACCUUCCAGCCAUCCAAGGCUGAGAGUCAAGGGAACAAAAUUGGCCAUGCUCUCCGGGUGGGAGAGAUGCUGUUACUCUCUCCGCUGUCAGUCACAGUAACACUUGACAAUUACGAGCAUCUAUGAGCUCAUCUAUGCGGAAGAGGGCAAAUAGCGCAUUCCUCCUCCCUGUGAAGCAGCAUGAGCAGCAUUUUGAAAAGAUGUGGUUAGCUGGCUUCAGAGGAAGCACCUGCUAGCCAUCACCCUCCCUGGUUGGUAGCCGUCAUAUGAUAGGGGAGAGUUAGCUGGUGGGUGAACACAGUUGGGGGGAAAGGGGGGGAAAAAUGUGGGCAGAGAUUAAUACAUAUGCAUCAUAAGUAUCGCUCAUGAGUAUCAUGAGUAAAGUAUCGUGAUAUACUUUUUUCAGUAUUUUCCGUCCCUACAUCAGUAAAAUCUAAGACAUGACAUCUAUAAUCAAAACUGAGCUCUAUUACUGUAUUUUUAGAGUUAAAUUUUAUUCCUCACUGGGUCCGUGUGUGUGUGUGUGUGUGUGUGUGUGUGUGUGUGUGUGUGUGUGUGUGUGUAUAUAAAUAUGUGUGUCCGAUUUGUAAAAAAAAAAAUAAAACUUAUUUUGGGUUUCAUGGCGGUAUGUCUCCUUGCCAACCAUUUUGAUGUUUUUUUUCUGUUUUGAUUGUGAAGUCAAGAGUGUGUUUGUGUCACUACAUAUUUUUAGAUUUACCUGUAAAUAAUGACGAAGAAUAAUUUUUGAAAUAAAAAAAUCUAUAUGAAUAAUUUUUAUUUUUUAAAAAAUGGGAUAACCUAGACAUUUAGAAGUUGUGUUUCAUGUAUGUAACUUGUUGUGUAAUAAAUGGAAGUGAACAUUGUAUGUUGGAUGUGAGAAAUCAGAGUGGGUGUGUGUGACUCGUUCAGUGUAUCACUUGUGAGACAGGAAGCUUCUCCUCACUCGGCUGAAACUGGAGCAUCUCAAAAGCAUCAGAGAAUGAUCUGCUGUUCUGUCAUGUAGUUAAUUGUUUUACACAAACCUGUCUGUCCUGCUGCAGUUAACAGUAAGAAAAUCAUUUACAGUGGUUGUCUUGUUCCAAAUGUGCCCAUAGCACUGACCCAUAGCACUGUUGCUGCCUUCACGUGCUGUUAUAAUUACAAGUUACAUCAAAUUACAAAGUGAGUGCACUUGAAUGGCACCACAGUGUCGUGGUUACAACUCAGGAACUCAUAUUUUUCUAUGAGCCUCUAUUUUCCACGUUACAAAUAACAAAAAGUCUUGAUGGCCGCCAAUGUGAAUGUCAAGCCUAUGAUUUGUAGUUUCACAAAUUUGCCAGUCCGUUAUGGGAGAACAGUUUUGAAUAUCAAAAUUCCUUUGAUAACUUUUGUUCAGACAGGUCUCAAGAUGAUGUGAGCCAAAUUUGGUGGAGAUUGGACAUAAUUCGGAGGAGAAGAAGCAAAAAUGGCUAUUAGAUGUAAGCAUUUUUAUCAUGUUAUUGUAACAAUGUCAUGUUAUUGUUUCACCAUUGCGAAAUUUGUUGCAUAGCCUCAGGUCUUGGUUUUACCAAGUUUUGUGUCUGUGCACCAAGCCGUUGCUGAGAUACAGCCUCACUUCCUGUUUGGCGGUUUCCCUGUCAGAUUUGUUGGCCCAUUAUGGGCAAACCACUUGGAAUAUUCAAAAUUCUUCUGACAACUUUUGUGAGGCUUACUCUGAAGAUGAUGUCUGCCACAUUUGGUGAUGAUUAGACAAAAUUUGAAGAAGGAGUAACGAAAAAAAAAAGUUUUUGAUGAAAACCAAGAUGGCAGUAAAUGUAAUUAUGCAGAAUUUGACAUUAUAGGGUGCAUUGAACUCGUCUUGACCCAGGGAAUCCAGGGAUGCCAUUUUGGACACAUGGUUCAAAAGUUAUAACCAUGGACGUACUUCCAAAUUAAGCCCAAAUUUGACCUGAUGGUGGCGCUAGAGUGUUGGCAGCACUUUGCCAAAAUUUGGUCCGAAUGUUCCAUAGACCCUCCCCAAUCAGUGUGUUUCACUUUUUACCAGACGGUUCUAUGGGCUGCCAUAGACAUCCUAGCCAAAAGAUGAAGCAGAAGAAUAAUAAUAAGAAAAGGUAGAAUAACAAUAGGAUGCCUUCGCACCUUCAGUGCUUGGCCCCCUAAUAAGGUCGGAGGUCAUGAUUAUGAUGUGGUGUGUAUUUUGGUUAGAAAAAAUGGAAGAAAACCUCUUCUCUCUCAUAUUUUCUAACCAAACACACACCAGGUCAUAAUCACGACCUCUGAAGCUCGUAUGCACAAACUUCUACUUGACUACUUGGAGGCAGCGUAUAACAGGCAUGUAGAGAUCCUGGGUUAGACACUUAUCUGUUUCUGGAGCUCACGCUGUAUUAUUCACUGUGAAUUCUAGAUAGCCCUGUUGGUUCUAUGCUGUAAAACCAGCUGUAAAACCAAUUUACCUUUUACAUUUUUUUGCCAAUUAUUUUGACUAAUAGUAUGAUGGGAAUGUACAGAACUGCAUUACUGCCUCACCCACAUGUUCUUUUGGUCUGUUUGUUCUAGUCAGAAUACUUUCUCCGUUCUCAGGAAAUCAUUUACAUAUUUGAACUGGUUCCCCUCAGCACCCAGCUGGACCCGACCUGCAGCUCCAACUACUAAUCCACUGCAUGAGAACCCAUAGUGAGUAAUACAUAACUGCAUAACUGCAUUAGAACCCAUAGCGAUCAGUGUAUAACUGCAUUAGGACCCAUAGAGAUCAGUGUAUAACUGGAUGAGAACCCAUGGUAUUCAGUUAUAACUACAUGAGAACCAAUGGUGUUCAAUAUAUAACUGCAUGAGAACCCAUAUUGAUCAGUAUAUAACUGGAUUACAACCCGUAAUGACUGAUAUUACUGUACAGCACUUGUAGUGGCUGAUACGAUGCCGAUUUCUUUUCUCCCAGAUACCACAGAACUGUUGAAAGGGAUGUAUUAUUUGUACAGGGCUUGAUGGUGGUGUUGUAAAUGGCCAAAUAAGCUAGCCGUGUUGUCUUUGAAAUCUAAAAUAUAGGCUCACAGUGGAGGGAGAAUAUGUACUGACGCCUAGGUGUUCUUUUUGUCGGCAUCUUUCCUCUUUCUCACUCAUUUCUGCAACACUAAACAUCACUCAUGCACAUGCACCAGCAACAGUUGAAUAAUUGAAAAAUUAUGGUCAACCAUUCAUAGCGCAUGCACAUGUGAGCUCAUAUGAAGGGUGCAUGCAUAGUUGUGCAAAAAACAUUAUGCUAAAUUUUAUGUUGUUCACUAUCUUGGCUUAGAUUGACAGAAAUCUAACAUAAUUAUAUAGAGACUAGAGUAAACACCGCGUAUAUUGUAAAUGGUGGCUAAAACAAUCAAUACAAUUAAAUUGGGGUCCCUUAUAGGACUAGUGGUUAGGCCACAGUGCUCUCACCGCUGCGGCCCAGAUAUGCUUCCCAGCCAGGGAACCGGCCCCAGCCACUUUGGUUGCAUGCAGCAGGGUGCUGGUUGUGUCAGGAAAGGCAUCCGGCAUAAAAUCUGUGCCAAAUCAAAUACACGGACCAAUGAUCCACUGUGGCAACCUCUAACGGGAGCAGCCAAAAGAGGAACAACAGCAUCAAUACAUUAAAUUAAGUCAAAUAAGUCUUUGAGAGGGAGGAUUUUGGACUUAUCAUUUUUUCUUUCCAAAGCCAGACUUAGCAUUUUUUUCUUUUCAAAGCCAGUGCUUUCUCUGAGGCAUUUCACUGCAUUUGAAGGCAGUAUGCGAUUGCUUGGGCAGAGAAUUGGUCAACUGCUACUAGAGAGUCUGCAUGAAAAAUCUCAUUCUGGAGAACUACAGUAGGGAAUAGUGAGUGUGUAUGCAGUUUCAAACUAAAAUAAACACUCGCUAUACAUACACACAUAUAUACACACAGCUUCAUUUGUCUUGAAGUAACGAGGGAAUGGACCGCACUUGGUCAAUUAACUUCUUGUCAGUCAAUUGUCCAAAUACCUUUGAGCCCCUGAAAAUGGAAGUACUUUGCUUAAAAUGGCUGUAAUUCCUAAAUGGUAAAUGCCAUAUUUUUGUAAUGAAAUAAAGCUGAAAAUAAAGCUGAAAGUCCACACCUCGAUCACAUCUUGAUUGUUUUAUUUCAAAUCCUUUGUGGUGGUGUAUAAAGGCAAAAUCACAAAAACUCUGUCAUUGUCCAAAUACUUCCAGACCUGACUGUAUAUAUACAUAUAUAAAACUGUCAUUUAUAGUGAACUGUGAAAGUGUCAGUUAUCGACAUACCGGGUGGGGCUUGUCUCAAAAAUAAUUCACAUAGCUCCAGAGACAGGCCCCU
Messenger RNA from Pangasianodon hypophthalmus (striped catfish), 6430 nucleotides. Its product is annotated as cysteine protease atg4da. The transcript has 11 exons. Bases 167 to 1546 code for a protein of 459 amino acids. Gene Ontology annotation, molecular function: protein-phosphatidylethanolamide deconjugating activity. NCBI's taxonomy places the organism in Eukaryota, Metazoa, Chordata, Actinopteri, Siluriformes, Pangasiidae. The record is from RefSeq and is a predicted model, not a curated record.